AUGGUACAACGAGCUACUGGGAAAACACCUGCACCCAUCCUGAUUGGAAAAACAAUUCGGUUCCGACGUGCCCCUCAAACUGCGCAGAAACUGUCCCACAGGGUAGGGAGCCCACCCCCCGAAGGCGGAAACGGUGUCGAUAUUUGCGGCAAGGGCAAAUUUGUCUGCAAAGGCUACCACAGCUACAGUUGCAAUAGCACAACCACCUUCUCACUCAAAUCAUUUCACCCUGUACUUGCAUCCGCGAUCUCCCCAUCAAGCACGCUUACAAGUACCCAAUCGAAUUCUCCAACUGCAGCGCCGCCUAGGUCAACAGGGAAAAGUGAGAGCCAUAAUAACCUCGGCGUGGGUCUCGGCGUCGGCCUAGGCGUGGGGAUUCCUCUCGUCUUUGGAAUCAUCGCAACUUUCUGGUUCUUCCGUCGACGACAGAGUAGGUCUGUUACCAGCUCAGGCCAUACUCAGGCUUAUACCCCAUCGUCGCAACAAAACGGUGCACUGUCAGAGCGAGGGGCAACUCUCCCUAUGCCUAAGGAGGAAAGGCCUCCGCAGGAGUUAGCAACAAGGCAGGCGCGACCGCACCUUGAGCUACAGUAG
Messenger RNA from Penicillium coprophilum, 594 nucleotides. RefSeq lists its product as uncharacterized. The transcript has 2 exons. The record is from RefSeq and is a predicted model, not a curated record. Lineage: Eukaryota; Fungi; Ascomycota; Eurotiomycetes; Eurotiales; Aspergillaceae. The coding region runs from base 1 to 594 and encodes 197 amino acids.